Oryza brachyantha (malo sina) is the source of this 2121-nucleotide messenger RNA. Its product is annotated as pentatricopeptide repeat-containing protein At1g11290, chloroplastic-like. The coding region runs from base 3 to 1712 and encodes 569 amino acids. Gene Ontology annotation, molecular function: RNA binding; protein binding. Gene Ontology annotation, biological process: RNA modification. Lineage: Eukaryota; Viridiplantae; Streptophyta; Magnoliopsida; Poales; Poaceae. The record is from RefSeq and is a predicted model, not a curated record. The transcript has 2 exons.
AAAUGUCCGAGCUGCUGCGCGGCAUCCUCCGCCACUCCGACGCGCGAACCCCGCGGGCCUUCGUCUACCUCCUCGCCGCCGAGCCGCCGCGCCCAUCCGCCGUCGGCCAGUGCCAUGCGGCGGCCACCAAGCUCGGCUUCGCGUCCAACGUCUUCGCCAACACCGCGCUCCUCGGCUUCUACUGCCGAUCGGGCCGCCUCCGGGAGGCACACCAGCUGUUCGACGAAAUGCCCGGCAGGAGCGCCGUCACCUGGAACACGCUCAUCUACGGCCACGCGCAGUCGACCGCGCCCGCCCUCGCCGUGGCGGUGUUCGCGCGCAUGCUGCGGGGCGGGGUCUCCCCCACCGCGUCGUCCGUGUCUAGCGUCCUGGUCGCGUGUGUCAGGAUGGAGGACGCCGGUGCUGGGGCAAUGCUGCAUUCCGUUGGCCUCAGAUGUGGCUUCUUCGCUUCUGUCGUAGUGGGCACUGCCCUGGUGGACAUGUACGCCAAAUGCCAUAAUCUGUGCGCAGCGCAGCAGGUGUUUGGGGAGAUGGAAGAAAAGAACGUGGCCACUUUUACGGCGCUCGUAGCCGGGUUCGUUUUAAGCAGAAGGCCUCAUGACGCCAUGAUAUUGGUCAGGGAGAUGGAAAGGUCUGGAGUAGCACCAAACCUGAUGACAUACAGCAGCCUCCUCAGCUCAUUCGCAAGCCCAGAGGACAUAGAUCAUGGGAAGCAAGUUCAUUGCACAGUGCUUAAGAAGGGUCUGGAGCAUGGUCCAUUUUUUCUGUCUGCUCUUGUGACCAUGUACUCCAAGUGUGGCAUUUUGGAAGAUUUCAUCAAGGUGCAGGCAACUCUUUCAUGUGAAGAUCAGGUAUCAUUCAAUGCCCUCAUCUCUGGGCUCUCCUGUCUGGGAAGAGGUAAAGAGGCAUUUCAACAGUUCUUGGAGAUGAGAAGGCACGGCACUGAUAUGGAUGUCUUCACCUUUGCAAGUGUAUUGAAGGGUAUAGGGAGCUCAUCCUCGUUACUAGAGGGAAGGCAGGUUCAUACUCUUAUUAUGAAGAUUGGAUAUUAUUCUGUUGUGGAUGUCCAGAACAGCUUGAUUUCCAUGUAUGCCAGACAUGGUGCGAUAGAGGAAUCCAAUAGUGUUUUCAUUUCAAUGGAAUCACCUAAUGUGGUUUCUUGGAAUUCACUAAUGUCAGGAUGUGCUCAACAUGGCCACGGAAAGGAGGUGAUUGAGAUGUUUGAACAAAUGAGGAGGCUACAUGUUCAGCCAGAUCACAUAACCUUCUUGUCAGUUCUUACUGCUUGCAGCUAUGUUGGCUUGGUAGACAAAGGGCUCGAGUAUUUCAACUUGAUGAAAGACAAGGGCUAUCUCGUGGGAGCAAGGACAGAGCACUAUGCUUGUAUGGUUGAUCUUCUUGGUCGAGCAGGCUAUCUCAAUGAAGCUGAAUAUUUGAUUAAUAGCAUGCCUAUAAAACCUGGCGCAUCUGUAUACAGAGCUCUGCUCAGUGCCUGCCAGAUUCAUGGAAACCUUGAGAUUGCAAUCCAGGUGUCCAAACGCCUAAUUGAGCUAAAUCCUCAUGACUCAUCUGUUCAUGUUCAGUUAUCAAAUGCCUUUGCUGGUGAUGGUCGUUGGGAUAAUGCUGCUGAGAUCAGGGAGGCCAUGUCAGGUAAAGGAAUAGUGAAGGAGCCAUCUUGGAGUCGUAUUGAGGACCAGAUGCAAAUCGGAUAAGCAGCUUGUGUUACAACUUACAAGAUGAUAUCCACUGUCCUGCUUACUAUCGAGAACUGAAUUAAACACCGAAGCUAUGAGUGCGAUGCUUACCGAAUGAAGCAAGCUAGAAAUAUGUGUAAAAAAAAGGGCAACUUCCAUAGACCAAGGGAAGAGCUGGCUGCUGGGACCUUGUACCAAGCAAUUCGACCGUCAAUACCGAGUGGCUUGGGUUGGUCCAUCGAAGAGGCCAAGGGGGAGAUCGAAAUGAGAAAACGACUGGCCUGGCUUGAUGGUAGAAUCCAUGUUCUGUCUGCCUGUGGGCGCUCAAGAAACCAAAGGGGGGUCACUUUGAGUAAUCACACAUAUACUGGAAUUAGUUACUCCAUCUUGCUUGAUGGUUUACUCAUGUUACAGACUGUAUCAUGCA